Alosa sapidissima (American shad) is the source of this 4069-nucleotide messenger RNA. RefSeq names its product solute carrier family 30 member 1a (gene slc30a1a). Gene Ontology annotation, cellular component: endoplasmic reticulum; Golgi apparatus; membrane. The coding region runs from base 319 to 1908 and encodes 529 amino acids. The record is from RefSeq and is a predicted model, not a curated record. The transcript has 2 exons. Gene Ontology annotation, molecular function: zinc ion transmembrane transporter activity; calcium channel inhibitor activity. Lineage: Eukaryota; Metazoa; Chordata; Actinopteri; Clupeiformes; Clupeidae. Gene Ontology annotation, biological process: intracellular zinc ion homeostasis; zinc ion transmembrane transport; detoxification of zinc ion.
UUUCAACCCGUCUGCAAACCGAUGGGCUUUAGAAUAUGCUCCCAGGACGUUGUGAAUUGCAGGUUAUAAAAGCGUCGUCGCUUAAUUUCUCUAUUAAGAUAAAUCAUAAUUGAGCUGGAGAGAAUGACGAUACGUUCGUUUUAAUUUUAAAGACGCUGUUUAGAACAGCAUAUCGCUAGCAGACUGGAAGGCAGUUGUCCUGUUCGCUAACGUUAGGUUUUGAUUCGCUCUCAUUGUUGUGUGGCGACGUAUCGUUAGCUAGCACAGGCUAGCUAGCUAAUUAGCUAGCGGAGGAUUUAAGAGUUCCGCAGCGAGAAAAUGGCUUGUGAACCCAACCGUGUUCGGUUGCUAUGCAUGCUGUCACUGACAUUUGGGUUUUUUAUUGUGGAGGUUGUGGUCAGCCGGAUGACCGCAUCCUUGGCGAUGCUCUCGGACUCAUUUCACAUGCUAUCGGAUGUCAUAGCGCUUGUGGUGGCUUUGGUCGCUGUCCGCUUUGCGGAGAAGACACAAGCCACAAACAAAAACACUUUCGGAUGGAUCCGUGCGGAGGUGAUGGGAGCCCUUGUCAAUGCAGUGUUUCUCACAGCACUGUGUUUUACCAUCAUCCUGGAGGCCGUUGAGCGUUUCACCGAGCCACACGAGAUCGAUAGACCCCAUGUUGUCAUUGGUGUCGGGGCGGCGGGGCUUCUGGUUAACCUGCUAGGGCUGUGUCUCUUCGGACACGUCGGAGGGGGACAUGGCCAUUCCCACGGAGGCCACUCUCACGGAAGCAAGAAGAAUAAAAGGGCGAAAUUGUGCAAGUCGGAACGGCCGUCCGGCAGUGGCUGUUCGGGCGAGGAGACCAACAACUUGGUUGGAAAUCACAACACCAGUCCGAACGGCGUAAAUGCCGACAGACAUGAGACCUCACGGAAGGACAGCAGGGAGCUGCAGCUGAACGGCAGCACGCCGUACGAGGAGCUGGAGUCGGCCAUGGCGGAGGUGGACGACUCGUCAGCGGCGCAACUCAACAUGCGCGGCGUCUUCCUGCACGUGCUUGGCGACGCGCUGGGCUCGGUCAUCGUGGUGAUCAACGCGCUCAUCUUCACCUUCGUGUGGCAGCCGUGCGAGCCAGGCACGCCCUGCGUCAACCCGUGCACGCAUGGCCACUGCUCGGACCACCUGCACCUCAACCACACGCUGGUGGGCAUCGACGACGGCCUGGACGCCAACGGCAGCCUGCAGAUGGGGGGCGGCGGUGGUGCGGCGUACCUCGGGGCGGUGGUGACCCGCGCCGGACCGUGCUGGGUGCUCUACCUGGACCCGGUGCUGUGCGUGACCAUGGUGACCAUCCUGCUCUACACCACGUACCCGCUGCUGAAGGAGUCGGCGCUCAUCCUGCUCCAGACGGUGCCCAAGCAGAUCGACGUGAGCCAGCUGAGCGAGCGCCUACGGGCGCUGGACGGCGUGCUGGCCGUGCACGAGCUGCACAUCUGGCAGCUGGCGGGCAGCCGCAUCAUCGCCACCGCGCACAUCAAGUGCCAGGACCCGACCGCCUACAUGGACGUGGCCAAGCGCAUCAAGGCCUGCUUCCACGACGCCGGGAUCCACGCCACUACCGUGCAGCCCGAGUUCGUCACCAUGGACUCGGCGUCGCGCGCGUCACUCUGCGAGCUCUCGUGCCGUACGCAGUGCGCGCCCAAGCUCUGCUGCGGUGCCGCCGAGGAGAACAACGGCAAGAGGCCGGCAGACGGCGGGAACAGCAAGGCGCUCGCCGAGGCCACGGCCACGCUGGAGGUCAUCAGCGAGUCGCUGGAGAGCGCGGCCGCCGGGAGCGCGGGGCAGAUCCAGGUUUCGCCACGGUCCGAGACUGACCCAGCCGCCGCCGCCGCUGUGGUCGUUGCAAGAGAGGUGGAAUCUUCCCUGUGAAGAUGCUAAGACAGCAAGAAAGAAAGAGAGAGAGAGAGAAAGAGAGAGAGAGAGAGAGAGAAAGAAAGAUGGAAGAACGGGAAAAGAUGAUGCCUUUGUUAACUUGAUGGAGGAACAGGCUCAGUCAGUGCGGAGAUUCUUGAAGUCACUCGAUGACGUUUCUCUACGUUUCACCAAAAAAACCACUGGAAGGCUGCGAAACGUGUCUGAUAUCACUCACUAGAGAGAGAGGGACCUCUUUAGGGAGACCUGAACACACACACACACAAAAAAACACACGCUCGCUCGCACUCGCACUUGCUCGCACAUCUCUCUAGAUAUGCUUUUUUUCUGCCAACGUUUAUUUCUGAUGAUGAGCUUGAGCUGUGUGUGUGUGUGUGUGUGUGUGUGUGUGUCUGUGUGUGUGUGUGUGUUUGUGUGCCGUGCCUCUGCAUGCAUGUGUUUUUCCGUGUGCACUGCGUUGUGAUGUGAUGUGAUGAUGACGUCAGGUUGGUGUUUAACGUGUGCCAAAGCUUCUUCUCGUGCAAAGCGGGGGUGGGGGUAAAGAUCCUUCAUCUUUUUACGAGCCCUCGCCCAAAACAAAACUCAUGCAACUGACUAAAGCACAGCUAUGCCCACUCCACUUUUCCAGAACUCAGAACUUUCUUUUCUAAAAGUAUUUUCCCCUUCAGAAUAUGCUUGACGCUAUCAAGCCCCCCAUCCCUCCCUUAUCUCAAGAUUGUUUUAAGACACAAACAAGCUAUAUUAAUAAUUUAUGUAUUUAAGUUAUUAGUAACAAUCUCUUACUCUUUCUGUAGGCUUUUAUAUGAAUUUAGUUAGAAAUAUUUUUGAGCCAUGAAAUUGUAAAAAAAAAAAUGUAUUAGCUUUUUUUUCUGUUGACUUUUUCAUACACAAACCAUACAACUAUGCUGUACAGUUUUAUUUUUAGUCAAAGAACUGGACAUUUCAGAAACACUAUCCUGCCUUUCUUUUGUGGAUGGUCUUUUUCACAGGACUUCUGAUUAAAACAAAGAACCAAGGUCAUCAUUAGCUACUUGCCUUCCAUGGACCGCUGCUUUGAUGAAGCACUGGGUAGGUUGCGCUACUGCUAAAACUACUGGACAUUUUUCUUCUCGGCAAACCUCAGCUGUUCUUUCAGAAACAUAAAAAGUGAAUUACUCAGAUGCCUUGCAAGUCUCAUUGUCACUUGUCUCGUCUAUAUGUGUAAAGUAAAGAAAUGUCUAAAGAAAUGUCACAUGUUAAUUUCAUGACUAUGCUGGUCUGGAGCGGGGCACUUGGGAAGCAUUUGAGUGUAGGUGGAACUGUGUUUUUGAAAAUCUACAGGGAUUGGUAGUGCACUGGGUGUUAAGGUGGGAGGUAAAUUGUCCACAUUGCUGGAACAUUGUAACAACCACUUUGCUUGACCAAACUGAGGUGUGUUUUGCGUAAAUCACUAGGCAACAAGGGAUCCCAGGUUCACUAACAAGCAUUGUCUUCGUUGGAGACUGUUUUCCUCUCAGAUAUCAAAACAUAGCAAAGUGGUAAUUAUUUGGUCUCAACUUUCACCCUUGCGAGGGAUUCCAAAUAUCAUUUCAGUUUACUACAUUCAUUUAAUUUCAUGUUCCCACAAAAACAUGUUCUAGUAAUCAGCUGCCCAAGUGUGAUGGACAUCUAUUGGUCACCUACCCCACAGCAUUCAGCCAGUGGCUCCUGUAGUCCAGGCUAGUGAACUCUUUUCAGUGUGAACCAACAGUCUGCUAUCUGGAAGGCUGAUCACUCAUUCACUUCUCUGGUGCAUGAAGCCUCAAAGAGUCUUGAAACCAGCAGCAGUGUGAUCAGGCUCAUUUAAUGGAUUAGUGGUACCCUUCUCAUUCCUCGUGUGGCUGAGUAGUGUUGUUCAGAUGGUGACCGAUAGAUGCAUUGUGGGUAGACAUUAAGAGUGAAUGUAAACUAUGACGGAAGACCUAAGAUCGAUGCAGAUUGGACCUUUCUCACUUCCCCUGUGUUGGUGAUUGGUUCCUUUUUUGUACUAUUAUUUUGAUGUCCCCUCCUAAAUCAAUGGGAUGGCCCUUAACAAUUUUUACAAAUACUGUCAUCUGAUAUGAUAUAUGUAUAUAUAUUAUAUUACAUAUACCAGUCAAUAUGUGUCAUUGUGAAUUAAAGAGGACUGUUUGGUACAGUU